This is a messenger RNA of Pungitius pungitius (ninespine stickleback), 3962 nucleotides long. Its product is annotated as solute carrier family 35 member E2A-like. The record is from RefSeq and is a predicted model, not a curated record. Gene Ontology annotation, molecular function: antiporter activity. Lineage: Eukaryota; Metazoa; Chordata; Actinopteri; Perciformes; Gasterosteidae. The transcript is spliced from 9 exons. The coding region runs from base 502 to 1677 and encodes 391 amino acids. Gene Ontology annotation, cellular component: Golgi apparatus.
CGCGUAAGUUGCUAGCAGCCACGUCUCCGGGUCAGCUACACAAAUUCCCGACCUACAUAACUUGAAUAAAUAGCGCCUGUUUGUUUAGCGUCACUGUUGUGGACAAUGGCGCACAACACGGCCGGCUCUUUCGCCUCCGCUGACCUCGAGCCCACGCUGGCGCUAACCCGCGGCUAGCUAACAUGCACGGGUUACUUCCUCUUUCCUUGCGCUCGUUGACCGGCUGCCUGCAAUAUAUUUCACCCCAAGUGGAAGCAGUCCAACAGCUCAUGUAGCGGAGGACCAGGUACACCAGGACUCAAAGCACCCCGGGCUUUUUGAUGCGGGACUGACACUCCACCUGCUUUCCUCGAACAAUCUGAAGAUGGACUAACUAACGCAUAAAAAAACUCAUCGAACCCCCACCUGCCUCCCUCCCACUACCCACCUGCCGUGGCCCCUGGGGGCCCACGGGCUGUAAGGCGGGAUGCCUUGCUGCAAGCAGACCGCUUUACACCCUCUAUGGCGCCUACUGUCCCCGCUCCGCACCCACCAGGAGCGGGUGGUGGUGGCCCGCAGCCACAGCCUCCCGGGGGAGCAGAUGCUGAAGCUCACCGUCACGGAGACGACGGUGAUGGAGGCGGAGUCCGGCGUGUGGAACUGGCGCUCCCUGACCUACCUGGGCCUCUGGUACUUCUUCAGUUUCUGCACCCUGUUCCUCAACAAGUACAUCCUGUCACUGCUGGAGGGGGAGCCCAGCUUGCUAGGGGCUGUUCAGAUGCUUUCCACUACGGCCAUCGGCUUCCUGAAGAUGUUUGUUCCCUGCUGCCUGUACCAUCACAAGUCCAGAACCGAGUACCCCCCCAACUUCAUCAUGAUCAUGCUGUUCGUUGGGCUCAUAAGGUUCACAACAGUGGUUCUGGGCUUGGUGAGCCUGAAAAAUGUGGCGGUGUCUUUUGCAGAGACGGUGAAGAGCUCGGCCCCCAUCUUCACUGUCAUCAUGUCCCGGCUGAUCCUCGGGGAGAACACGGGGCUGUGGGUGAACCUGUCCCUGUUCCCUGUCAUGGCGGGCCUGGCCCUGUGCACGGCUACAGAGAUAAGCUUCAACAUGCUGGGCUUCUCCGCCGCCCUUUCCACCAACAUCAUGGACUGUUUGCAGAACGUGUUCUCCAAAAAACUGCUGUGUGGCGAGAAGUUCAAGUUCAGGCGUUUUUCAGCCCUGCAGAACUGCAGUUCUACACCAGCGCCGCUGCAGUCAUCAUGCUUAUACCUGCCUGGGCGUUCCUCUUGGACUUCCCAGUGAUCGGGAAGAGCGGUCGAAGCUUCAUCUUCGAUCAGGACAUCGUCCUGCUGCUGCUUUUUGACGGCUGCUUGUUCCACCUGCAGAGCGUCACUGCCUACGCCCUCAUGGGGCGGAUCUCCCCAGUGACCUUCAGUGUGGCCAGCACCGUCAAACACGCCUUGUCGGUUUGGAUGAGCAUCCUCGUGUUCAGUAACCAGAUCCACUUCCUCAGCGCCGUUGGCACACUCCUCGUCUUCAUCGGGGUCUUUUUGUACACCAAGGCCAGGCAGCACCACAGGGCCACCUUCCAGGCCGCGGCUGCCGAGAAGGACCACAAACUGCUUCUGAAGGAUGGGAGUGCCCGAGCCCCUCCGUCGCACGGAGGAUCCGGGACUCGCCACCAAAGUGCCGCCUGAAAUGGGUGUGAACAAAACAUUUUCCCCGUGGCGUUCCACCGGGGAUUACUGCAAGUUUGUCCAACACAUUCCAGUUAAAGAGGAUCCGCUGGCGUUUUGUUUUCCCAGGAUCCUUUAGGGGGCAUUUUCGUGUCUUUGAGCUUAAGGUCGGGGACUGACUCUUUCCAGGAUCCAAUUUUAUGUGCUCACACACCCUUGAUCCUUUGCUUUGUCUGAUAAGGGGAAGCUCAGGGUCUCCGUCAGCUUUUUAGAAGAAGAACUUUCUUUGGUAUUCCAGAGUGUGCUGGUUCAUCUUAUCUGAUGUUCAGCAGCUGCUAAAUGCGUGCGUGAAUAUUUCUAAACCGUUGAAGCUGUAAGAUCUUAAGUCUGUGUUUGUGUUGCCUACACUGUAUCAUAAAAUGUCAUUGUUCUUGCACGUGAUUUGAGCAGCGAACAGGGCCCUGGAGGCUGAAGCUUUGACUUUGCCGUUUGACACAUUUUUAAACAAAGUGUUGAACUUUGAAGGCCAAAUCCUGCAUUCCAGGAAUGCUCAUCCUCAAAGUCGGGAUGUGUUUAUGAACAUAGGUUUUUCCUUCUGUAAGAUACCUCUCGGCCCAGUGCAUGCUGGGAUAGCAGCCUUCAAUAGGAAAGGGGCCAUAGGGAAGGAAUGGAGUUGCAGACAACACAUCCAGAAUCUUUCAGAAGAAGCGGUUUAUUAUAACUUUGGUUUUAUUUUCGUGGUCGUCUACAGACGUACCGCCUGGUUCAAUGACCUACUUCACUUCCUGUGGUUGUCUGUAGUCAAUCUUCCCAAAUGCGAUCACUGUUGGUUCUUCCACCCAGGAGAGUAAAAUUGGGUGGUGGAAUUGCUUGUUUACAAGCUGUUUGAUGUUUCGAUGACUGCAGCGUUCUGACCACUAAGAACAGGACUAAUGGCUUGAAAAACCCAAAUAAUUCCCUGGAUGUAGUAAUCAGUCAGUUUUCAAACAAAAGCUUCCUGCUAAAUGGAUCAAACCACUGUUGUAUGAUUCACUUGACCACUAAUGAAAAAGGACCAAUUGCCGUAAUGUCGUCAGUCUGAACAUCCCAUCAUGUGGAGUAUUUUGGAGUUUAUUUACUGGCAGCAGUCUUUGUUCAAGAAGUUUUUUUUUUUUUAUGUGAUCAGAUGAGUUUAAACUAAAAACAUUUCCAUUCUACCGUUAUUAUUUGGGGAAUUUGUUAUUUUGAAAAGAGCUAAUUAAACCCUGCGGUCCAAUUUGAUAUUGAUGGACUAGGGUAGCACCUUUUUUAAUUCUUCGGAAUGCUGCCUCAAAUGUGAAAUCAAAAUAUACAUUUUUCAUUUCAGAGGUUUUUGGGAAUGUGCAAAUUAUGUAAAGAAUAUUGACACACUAACAGUCGUUAGUGCAGAUGUGUGGAAACCCUUGUCUUUGAAGUUGGAGCGAGUUCCCGUUGCAUUACUGACUUGGAUACAAACUAUAAUUAUAUCCAAAUCAAAUGCAUGGCUUCAACUCUGAAAUUGUUUUCAUUCACUGUUCUUAAAAUGGCAAUAAGCCCCCAAGUUUCUGCAAAAGGAAAAACAAUGUGAUCAUAUGUAUGACAAUCAUGUUGGAGGACACAGAGAAGCCUUACAAUUGUGUUUUUGGUCUCCAGGAAAAUGUCAUUCCCAAAUAUACUCUGUGUCUUCAGUAUGCUAGCUAGUAGCAAACUCUCUGCUGUAGAGUAGGUCUCCCCAACCCAAGGACUACAUGCUGGCAACAACUGCAUGCAACACUACACAGGGCACACAAGGCAGACACUGGAUGUGAGAACCCCAGAGACCAAGAAGACCAAUGCUGGUAGCAGAAUUUUGUAUUAGUUUCUUAUUAUUAUUGGAUCUCAGCGCAGCAUUUAAAACUAUUACUACUAUUGGAUAGACUAGUCGACUGGGUGGGACUCUCUGGCACAGCACUUAACUGGUUUGAAUCCUACUUAAACGACCGAGAAUACUUUGUGCCUGUAGCUAAUUACACAUCAGAGCGGAAGGGAAUGACGUGGUGUUACCCAAGGUUCAAUACUGGGGCCCCUUUUGUUCAACAUAUACUUACAUUAUCUCUGAUUAUGGAAAACAACAAAAUGUGUAAUCAUAGUUAUGCAGAUGACACAAAUCUAUAUCGCCAGGGGACUACAGUCCAACACAAGGUCUGGGUAAAUGCAUUAAACAAAUCAACAGCUGGAUGUAUCAAAACGUUCAACUAAACCAAGAUAAAACAGAAGUAAUUGUUUCUGGCAAUAAAGAUGAACAAUGGAAAGUCAGCGCUGAGGUUCAA